AUGAGUCAGGAUAGGGGCAAGCGGCAGGUUUUGGAUGCUACAGUGCGUGAUGACAACCCGUAUAGCCGGCUCAUGGCACUUCAGCGGAUGGGUGUUGUGGAGAAUUACGAGGCCAUCCGCCAAAAAUCCGUUGCAAUAAUCGGCGCUGGGGGUGUUGGCAGUGUCGUAGCAGAGAUGCUCACGCGUUGUGGUAUUGCGAAAAUCCUUUUGUUUGACUACGAUAAAGUGGAGCUCGCCAAUAUGAACCGGCUCUUUUACAGGCCCGAGCAGCAGGGGAUGUCAAAGGUGGCGGCGGCAAAACAAACACUGGAAGGAAUCAACCCAGACACCGAAAUUGUGCCUUUCGACUUCAGUAUUACAGCAGCGGAACACUGGCAGGACUUCGCUGAUGCGUUAACAAAGAACGGUGGUGUAAAGCCCAGCACUCCGGUAGAUUUACUGCUGUGUUGUGUUGAUAACUUCCAAGCCCGCCUAACGGUCAAUUACGCUUGUUUACUGUUCAACAUUCCGUGGAUGGAAAGCGGUGUUGCAGAAAAUGCGGUGAGUGGUCACAUCCAGCUACUCCUUCCCGGUGUGACACCCUGCUACGAGUGCUGUCCACCCCUUGUCGUGGCGACAGGAAUGCCAGAGGCCAAGCGUGAGGGCGUUUGCGCUGCGUCUCUUCCAACCACGAUGGGCAUCGUAGCGGGGUUUCUCGCACAGAACGCCCUAAAGUACCUGCUGAAUUUUGGAACUGUUAGUGAAUACAUUGGAUAUGACGCAGUGAGAGAUUAUUUCCCCUCUGUUACAAUUAAAGCGAAUCCCGACUGCCGCAACGCCACCUGCGUUGAGAAGCAGCGGGAGUACGCGGAACGGAAGGCGAGGUUGGGUGACGCAGCCCAUCCCCUACACAACGCUGCCAAACAUCGCACCGAGCGGGAGGCGAAGGAACGCGAGGCGGCAAAAGCAAGGGCAGCAGCAUCAGCGAAAGAGUGGGGAAUAGUAGUUGAAGAACACGGGAAAGAUGAUCUUUCCGUAAACACAAAGGGAGACACAGGUGGUGUGGAAUACGCGUAUGGCGCCGGCGGUAAAGCGGAGGGGAAUGCCCCAAGGGAAGACGAGUUUGUUGCCGCGGAUAGCGGGGAGUCGCUGGAGGCACUUAUGGCCAAAAUGAGAGCCAUGUAG
Messenger RNA from Trypanosoma brucei brucei TREU927, 1164 nucleotides. RefSeq names its product NAD/FAD dependent dehydrogenase, putative. Gene Ontology annotation, biological process: protein ufmylation. Gene Ontology annotation, molecular function: UFM1 activating enzyme activity. Gene Ontology annotation, cellular component: cytosol; cytoplasm. The transcript has a single exon. Lineage: Eukaryota; Euglenozoa; Kinetoplastea; Trypanosomatida; Trypanosomatidae. The record is from RefSeq and is a predicted model, not a curated record. The coding region runs from base 1 to 1164 and encodes 387 amino acids.